This is a messenger RNA of Perkinsus marinus ATCC 50983, 1587 nucleotides long. RefSeq names its product cysteine desulfurylase, putative. The record is from RefSeq and is a predicted model, not a curated record. The coding region runs from base 1 to 1587 and encodes 528 amino acids. The transcript has 11 exons. Lineage: Eukaryota; Perkinsozoa; Perkinsida; Perkinsidae.
AUGAUUAUGUCAAAAUUGUCCCCCCGCCUUGUCGAGACUCCUACGAGCAUCAAUAACGAUAACGAUUAUGAGGCUUUCGUCAAUUCUCUGAGGGAGCAGUCCAUUGGCGAAAACGAGAGAGUUACUGUUCCUUUCGAUGGCUCUUCAAGGGAGCUGGUGUAUUGCGACUUCACUGCAUCAGGCCGUAGCGUAUCGGCUAUCGAGGAGUUCAUCACUACCACUGUGUGUCCCACAUACGCCAACACUCACUCGUUGGCGUCGGCAACUGCGCGGCAAACGAUGAAGUACCGCGAGGAAGCGAGGGACAAGGUUCGUGAGUAUUUCAAUUGCACUAAAGAUGACUCUGUUAUUUUCUGCGGCGCCGGGGCUACCGGGGCCAUUACCAAAUUCGUUGAAAUCAUGUGUCGUAGUCGGGUCUUCGCCACACAGGAUUCACGGAAGGGACGUCGUCGUGCAGUUUUGAUCAUUGACCCUGUUGCUCAUCAUAGUUCAGUCCUGCCGUUCAGGGAGCUGGCUUUGAAAUAUCCCCUUGUUCGUGUCACUCGUUCGAGAGCCGGUGAGACUGAUAGUUCGUCACGAUCCUCGGACAUGGAUGUUACAGCAUUCAAUCGUCAUCAUCACGAUUUUGCUGUGCCCGUAGUUGUCCUCUCCGCCUGUAGCAACGUCACUGGAGCCCGCCUUGAUAUACCUACCGUGUCAACUUUGAUUCAUCAAUAUGACGGAAUAGCGGCAUGGGACUUGGCUGCUAUCGCUGCUCACAACAAAGUCGAUAUGAAUCCGUCAUCUCACCCUAGCGGCUAUAUCGACUUUGCUUUCGUAUCGCCUCAUAAACUCCUCGGGGGUCCGGGUACAAGCGGUAUUCUGCUCUGCAAGCAGAAGCAUCAGACCAACGCCGUGCCCGCUGUAUGUGGUGGAGGAGUUGUCCUCCACGUAUCUCGGAGAGGCCAUCAAUAUCUUGACAAUUUGGAAGAACGAGAGGAAGCCGGUACGCCGGACAUCCUAGGCUGCAUUAGGACGGGUGCUGUUUAUUACUUGCAUAUGAUUGUUGGGAUAGAAAGAAUUGCUAUUGCAGAGCAGAAAAUGGCCCACGAUCUCGUCAACAGAAUUCGGGCUAAUAGCAAGGUCCAUGUUGUUGGACCGAGGGAUCGAUCCCACUGUGCUGGCAUUAUCUCUUUUAAUAUUUUGUAUAAUCAGUAUCUGCAUUACAAUUUCGUAAGUGCUGUGCUGAAUGAUCUGUUCGGAAUCCAAGCAAGAGGUGGUUGUGCCUGCGCCGGUCCUUAUGGACAUGCCGUUCUCGGUGUAGACUGCGGCAGUGCUGAGAGAUUUGAAGAGGCCCUCGGUAUGCUGUGUCUCGUGCGUGCCGUUUUCAGAAAGCUCUCAGGUGACAAGCCUUACGAGAUAUUCAAGCCUGGGUUCGUCCGAGUUGGGGUUCAUUUCACCAUGACUCAAGAAGAAGUGGAUUUUGUCGCCGAUGCGAUCCUGUGGAUAGCCGACAAUGGGUGGAAGUUGCUUCCUUCAUACACUUUCAAGAUCAUGUCGGGGGAGUGGUAUCAUAUGAAGAGAGACGAAUGUCAGACGCUCAGGUAA